CCCUAUGAUAUAACAUGAUGAUAAUAUAUUUUCUGUUUUCAGGCAUCGCUAGUUGCUCUGCUGUAAAUAAUUCUAUGCAAUUUAUGGUUUCAAAUAAAACUCAUCAUUUAUCGACAGAUGGUGUUCAAAUUUUGGAGCCUGUUCCUAUGCUAGAGUUUAAUAUAACAUUCGUUAAUGUCACUACGAACAGCACGAAUGGAUUAAUUUUCGGUGGAUGCGGAUUAUGUCAGCAAAUGAUAGGAUUUUUGGAUACUUUAAGGAACGAUACGAAUUCGACAUCUUCAGCUGUAAAGAACGAUACAAAGGGACAUGACUUACCAUGGGCGAGAUGGAAAAGAAUUGUGGAAAGCAUCAAUGAUUUUGAGGUGGAAGAUGGUACGAAACCUGCGCCAACGACGGCUUUUCCCAAACUCACUGAGUCGAGCAAUAUGGCUGAAAGAGUAGCCGACGAAAUUACUAACGAAAUUCUGCUCGGGAACGGUCUCUUCAGCAACCUAUUUCUGCAAGAUCCUCUGAUGAUGCGUUUCCAGGAUAUCAGAAGGAAAAGUGUUGACCACCCUUCAGCAUUUGCAUACGGUAAUAGGCCAGAUGAUAAGCACAGCCUAUCUCUCUUUGAUAAAAACGGCAAUGGAGAUUUUGGUGUGCAUUAUGAAAAAACUUCAUCACCAGAUAUGCAGUUCUUUGCCAUGCGUAACUUGAAUGACGAUGAUGCUUUACACCAUGCCAAACCUCACCGUGCAAAUAUUCAGGCAUUUGCUGUGAAUAAGAAGAACAACUACAAUGACGACAACGGUUUCCCUUUUCACGACAAACCUUUACGUAUAGGUGUACAACUUCCUCGCCGAGACAAUCGUGAUAUUCAGAAGAAGCGGAUCUAUGUGAUGCGAAGGUUUUUCCAUUUGUAAAAGUUAAACUUAUAAUUUUUACCAUUUGUAUUCAGAAUUUCCGAAAAGAACUCAAAACUCUAAAGAGAUUUAACAUGAACUAUGACCUCCAAUUUCUAAAAAAUUCAGAAAUAAUUAUAUCUAUAAUUUUGCGGUAUUUAUUUCAACUUAUUUUACGCUUCAAAAGAAUAAUAAUAUGCGCAACAAUUGUAACUAUAGUAACGAUUUAUGACGGGAAAAAAAAAAGUAUUUAUUCUGACAUAAGUAUACUGUUUCUUUUCUUUUUUUUUUUUUUUGAUUAAAGCAACGUUCAUUAAAAUGUUUCUUAUUA
Molecule: messenger RNA, 1215 nt
Organism: Stegodyphus dumicola
Lineage: Eukaryota; Metazoa; Arthropoda; Arachnida; Araneae; Eresidae
Source: RefSeq, a predicted model, not a curated record